AUGUCUGGACGCAUCUCUUCCGACCACUCUCGGUCGGCAUCACGCUCGUCCCAGACCCCUCGUCUCUCUCAAGGUCAGGCGAUGGACUCGACACCUCGCCACUCCUUCGGUCGCAUGUCGCGCGUCUCCAACCCCAACGUCUUUUCCGAUGAGUACUCUUUAGAACCGAUCGAUGCCGACCGAAUCGAACGCGCCCCCAGCCCCGCCUCCAUCUCCUCCUCUAUCACUCUCCGCUCGACUAACCAUCCCCACAAGAACGUCAGUUCGGCCACGACCGAAAACGAAAACCCGUUUGCCGACGAAGCCCGGGUCUCCUUCGAUGACCCCCAUCGGUCAAGCCUGCCCCAGAAGGGGAUGGGCGGUUUCUCCAACAACCGCAACUCUAUCACCUCUGCUCACAAUGCUCCCUUCGUGCAACGAAAUCAUAGCGUCUCGUCCCGUUUCUCUAUGCCUCGUGCCAUGAGCCCCUACACCGGAGCCACUGGCCCCAGCCAUCCGUACGCCAUGUACCCCCAGGUUGGCGUCAGUCGCUCCCCGAGUGUGGGGAGUACCUCGACAGUUCGCCCACAGGAACGCCCACUGGAUGAAAUGAACGGCCCUCAACACCCCUACGCGAUGUAUUCUCAGAAUGUUGUUGAUGAUGGGAUUGAUGACGAUGUGAUCCCGGUCGGGUUCCCCGGCCACAACCCACCGUACCAGCCGCCUUCUGGUCGUCGAGAUGACGAGUUGGGUGACAUUAUUGGACCGGAUGGGCACGCAGAGCCAUUGCCGCCAUAUUCACGUUACCCGACAGGCGUCGUUCCAAAGCCUCCCAGCCCUGAGACAAUGGCUGAUGUCAACCCUCCCCCAGAGGAUCAGCAGCUCCAUUCCGUUUCACGAGAUGUGCCGGUCUCUGAGGCCUCCUCGAGAGUGCUUGUUCCCGAACAAUCUGGGAACAACGAGCGUGUCUGGAACAAUGAGCGCAGCGAAGGCACAAGGGCGGCGCCACUCACUGGCAUCAUGGCAUUCGAGGAGAAGCUGAAGCAGAAAGGAAAGAAAACAGCGUGCUGUGGACUGCCUGUUUGGACACUCGUCCUAAUUGCGACGGUCAUGCUCAUCGGAGGAUCCAUUGGAGGUGUGAUCGGUGGUGUUCUCGGCACAAAGAGAGCUGCUGAAGCUGAGCGGGAAGCCCAACAAGCGCAGUCGAGUGGCCCAUACAUCGUGACAGUCACUCAGACACCUCAGUUGGACUUCUCGACAAUGGCAAGCACGCCGACGAAUCUCAAGUCGGUGCCGACCGGUCAUUAUUUAAUUCCUUCCAUCUUGCGGAAUUGCUCGCGCAUGUGUAUUGAAGGAGAUUACGAAAUGACCAAGGCUUGGGCCUGCAUGGACAAGCCGAACAAUUUUGAAGUCUAUGUUGAAGGGGAUGAUCACGAACACUCCAUUGUUUUUGGGAGCGACGGACCAACUUCGACUUUCACCUAUGGAGCACAGCCGCCGUAUCUUCCAACUCCCACGCAAAGCUUGAACAUGGCGAUUGACACCAGUGACGCCAGCAUGGGCCCUGCACUUUUCUUCUAUGCCCUGUUCAACAAGCUGGUCAUUCUUCCGGACGAAACGUUUACGUCUAGUUCCGUCUCGAAGCGCUCGUAUUUGGACGGAGGAGACAACACCCUCCAUGAGGCCUUCAUGGAUCGCAAGCAGACAGCGGAGCCGGGCGACAUGCCGUGGUUCUGCUGGUGGAACAGCACCAUGAUGGAAUUCUUCCUCUACAUCAACCAGUCGUCGUCAGACAUCUCGUCCGGCAGCACUGCGACUACCGAUGGCCAAAUGCCAGGCGGCACUGCUACUGGCUCUUACCACCAAGAGUCCAAGCGUAUUGGUCAUGCCCCCGACUAUUCUCGGAAGAUCAAGAUUGAAGAGCGACGAGACUACUCCGGAGCAGUGUCACCCUAUUGCCAGCAGAUGCAAGUGAUGCCUAACGGCCAAGCGGUUCCUAUCGCGAAUUCCAUUAUCAACAUCAAAGAGAGGGAGCCCACUCCAACCACCACCUACGUCAAUACCGAGGGUACCUCCCCCCAGACAUACACGGCUAAGGCGCAAUACGCCACGCCGUGCUAUUGUCUGUCUUUGACUGAUUAG
Messenger RNA from Penicillium cinerascens, 2121 nucleotides. RefSeq lists its product as uncharacterized. The coding region runs from base 1 to 2121 and encodes 706 amino acids. The record is from RefSeq and is a predicted model, not a curated record. The transcript has a single exon. NCBI's taxonomy places the organism in Eukaryota, Fungi, Ascomycota, Eurotiomycetes, Eurotiales, Aspergillaceae.